GCGGGGCACGACUUCGGCCGCACGACGCGUCAGGCGGCGUUCAACUUUCUGCUCUACGGCCCGGCGCAGCACUUCUGGUACGGCGCGCUCGCGAGGUGGUUCCCGAUGACCGCGGGGGCGUCGAUCGCGACGAACUUGACCCCUUUCGCGAUCAAGGUGUUCCUGAACCAGGCCGUGCUCGGGCCGGUCGUCGUGACGACGUUCUUCGCGUGGAGCGCCGCGUUUACUGGGAAGUUGAGCGAGUACCCGCGUCAGAUGCGCGAGCGUUGUUUCCCGACGCUGCGGCGCGGGUGGGUGUUCUGGGUCCCCGCGGCGUCGAUAAACUUCGCGGUGGUUCCGGUGCGGUUCCAAGUGCUGUACAUGUCCUGCUGCAGCAUCGUGUGGAAUUACAUCUUGUCCACGGCGGUGGCGGGGGGGGGAGGGAAGAAAGCCGCCGUAAACGCCGUCGCCGGGAAGAAGAGGUGA
Messenger RNA from Micromonas pusilla CCMP1545, 465 nucleotides. RefSeq lists its product as uncharacterized. Gene Ontology annotation, cellular component: membrane; cytoplasm. NCBI's taxonomy places the organism in Eukaryota, Viridiplantae, Chlorophyta, Mamiellophyceae, Mamiellales, Mamiellaceae. The annotation marks the transcript as partial. The transcript has a single exon. The record is from RefSeq and is a predicted model, not a curated record.